Molecule: messenger RNA, 11192 nt
Organism: Coregonus sp. 'balchen'
Lineage: Eukaryota; Metazoa; Chordata; Actinopteri; Salmoniformes; Salmonidae
Source: the annotation of a GenBank genome assembly
UGACAUGUGUUUUUCCUCUGUAGGUACACAAUGUCCAGUACUGAGUCUGAGGUUAGCGUUGCAGGUUCGGUGGUGUCGGACCCUCAACACUCUCAGAAACUUCUCAAGGCCCUUCGCUCCUUUUGGCAAGAACAAUGCUUCCAAGACGCAGUGUUAGUUCUGGAUGGGGAAAAGAUUCCAGUCCAGAAAAACAUUUUGGCUGCGGCUAGUCCAUACAUCAGGUAAUCAGUUAUGUCUUGCUUUACCUUUGUCGCAAGCAGAACUGUUGCAAUGGAUGCCAUGGUUAUUAUAACGUUUUGAUAAGGCUGGGGAUGUGACAUUGUUUCCAGCUGUCGACAGGGUGUCUCCCGCAGUGUCCCACUCGAUGCUGGUAGACUGUCAGUGAUUUUUCCUGUCAUGCUGAUCAAAUGUUAUUGGUCGCGUACACAUUUUGCAGACGUUACCGCGGGUGUAGCGUAAUGCUUAUGUUCCUAGCUCCAACAGUGCAGUAAUACCUAACAAUACACUCAACCGUAUUCUGACAUUCCAUAGAACAAAACUGAACUACAACCCUCCAAAGGAAGAUGGAUCCAUGUACACCAUUGAGCUCCAGGGAAUCUCUGUCACUAUCAUGAAGCAGAUCCUGGACUACAUCUUUAGUGGGGAGGUGAGUAGUGUGCAAAGCUGUAAGUGGGCCUAGAAUAAAGUGAACACAAGUGGGAUUAUUUUACUGGUUUUUAAAUUGCCUAUAACAAUAUUGUCCUGUACUUCCUAACUCUUCUGAGAGAAUCCAUAUUCCUAUGUGUAGCUUACAGUUUUGGAAUCUUAUGUUACCUACUAGAACAACCCUGAUCUUACACUCCUCCUUCCAUCCUGCUCCUUGUUAUCUGUGUGUAGAUCAGUCUGAGUGAGGACACCAUUCAGGACAUGGUCCAGGCUGCUGACUUGCUGCUCCUGACAGACUUGAAGUCCCUGUGCUGCCAGUUCCUGGAGAGCUGCAUUGCUGCAGAGAACUGCAUUGGGAUCCGGCUCUUCUCUCUACAUUACUGUCUGCACCAUGUUCACCAUGUUGCCACAGACUUCCUCCAGACACAUUUCCGUGAUGUGGCUGCCACGGACGAGUUCAGGGAGUUACCCCCAGACCAUCUGUGUGAGAUCCUGUCCAUGGAGAAGCUCAACGUGGGCAAUGAAAAGCAUGUUCUGGAGGCUGUGGUGCGCUGGCUCGGUCAUGACCUGGAGGAACGGAGGGUGAGGGCCUUGUUUUACUACUAGGGGUGUGGUGGUUCUGCCCUUGUUUCUGUCUGCCAGAAAACAGCCUCUGUAGUAUUCGAUGUAUGCCUGAAGCAUGGCUACAAAAGUACAAUUACAACAACUAUUAUGGUCAGAGACUACUACAUAAUUUGAAGGACUGUGUUUUUUGCACACUAUUUGCCUAUGCAUUACUAUUGGCCUCUCAGCUCAUCCCCUGAGUAACAUAUUCCUGAUUCCCCCCCCCCCCCCCCCCCAGGUGCACAUGAAAGAGGUGAUGUCAUCAGUGUGGAUCCAGGGGCUGGACCAAGGUUACCUGAGGGAGCAGGUGUUGGGAGAGCCCUUGAUGAGGGAGGUGAUCAGGGAGUACUGCAACGCUCCACUGGGGGGUGCUGCACUGCAGGGCGAGGCUCUUCUCGCCGCCUUCAAACCUCGUGGCUACUCGGAGUGCAUUGUCACUGUAGGGGGGGAGGAGAGAGGGUGAGUAUCUGCUGUCUCUUACUCUGGGAGGAUGUCCAGACAUAAGAUGUCUACAUGCUGUUGAAUGUGUAUAUGAAUCAUACAAUGUGGCCGUAACACUUUGAUUCUCAUUUUGCAGAUUGCUGUGGUUUUGUGCACAUAUGCUUGAUAGACAAACAGUUUGCAAUGGAAAUUCUUGCAAAACAUUCAGAUGACUGAAAGUUAUGACAAGCAAGAUUUAAUGUAUUAAGGGCAGGAAGGGUUCAAACUGAGAAUAGAGUGUGGUUGAUAUACUGAGAGAACACAGAGAGAUUGAGGAGACGUAAAACAAGUCAGUAAAGUUGGUAUUUUAUGGUCACACAGUGCGAGGAUGAGGUUAGAGGGAGCCAGUGUGUCAGAGAUAAAACCAACAGGAUAGAACUGACUUCCUGUUCCCUGGUUCCUGUUCAGAACGAGGAAGCCGUCAGCCAUGGCACGCUGCAUGUGUCCACUCUAUGAACCAAACCGUCAGCUGUGGAUCGAGCUGGAACCAAUGAGCAUUGGCCGAAUAGGGCAUGGAGUGCUGGCUGCAGGUUGGUAGUGAAUCCAUACCUAGUUUUAUUGUUACAUACGUAUACACAGUGCAGCCUUCAUGGCAGCUAAUAAUUAGUUGAUGGAUCCAACAAUUCUCAUGUAAGUCAAACCCAACCCAGUCUAAGUGAUCAACCAUGAAUUAACACCAUUCUUUAUCCUCUCAGAGGGCUAUCUCUUUGUGAUGGGUGGAAUGGAUAAAACCAAGAUGGUCCUGAGCAGUGGGGAGAAAUAUGACCCAGACACAAACACCUGGACCCCCAUUCCUUCCAUGAAACAGGUAUUCUAUUUAAGUGAUAAUGCCCACAGGUGCCAAUAUAUCCUCCAAACACCGGCUUCGAGGGCAUUAUCACUUUUAUACAACGGGUUUCCAACAUAUUCAUAUAAUGAUUGACAUAUUUUCAUUAAAUAUUUUAUUUUGAUGGAUUUAUUCAUACUAUUUCAUCCUUCCACAAGAUAUAGUUCCGACACAAAUAUAAGGUUGCUACCCAAACUGGCUGGUCGUUCUUUCUAUCGGUUCGGUUGCCAGAGACGCGACCCAGUCAUUAAGUCUUCUUGUUAUGUAUCUAUGGACGUGACCCAGUCGUUCGUUCUAAAUGUUCCAUUGCCAUCCUGGCUGGCAAUGUUCUUAUCCCUUGCUUGCUAGCUAACAAACUACGGCUAACUUACAGUCACGUCAAACAUUGUAGCCAGAAUAACAACAGUAGCUUCAUUUGCAUUUGUUUAAGCUGUUUUCUAGUGACAUUUAUUUGGAUACAUCCAUAACAAUGAGCUAAUGAGGUGCGAUUUCGCAUGGCAUAGAAAAUGUGCUCUCUCGUCAGGACACUGUUGUUCAGAGGAGCUAUCCAACAACACAGCUAACACAAUCACUUCAAAAUGAAGCUAGAAAGACUGCAAACUAGCUGCACUUUGUUUAGUUUUACCUUUUUUCAAUUGACCUUUUUUUGUAUAUAUCCAUAAAAAUGAUGCCAGCUGAUUCAUGAUUUCGACUGGCUGAGAAACGCUGCCUGUCUGUCUCGUCACUUUCAUUACUAUGGGACAGCUGGAGAUCGAAUUUGAAUAUUGAAAAAAUGUUGCAAAUGUCAGAGAUACAGACAGCAAAGUUUAUACACAUUUCCGCUGUUGAAAACGGAAUGUUAGUCUAAAGGAAAUGUGAGAUAAUGUCUAGAUGCUUUUUAUAGUUGCGAUCAAGGUUAUAAAUUGCCUGGCUGGGCUGAUGAGACAGUGGAUUGCGCAGUCAGAUGAAACAUAGUAAAUUGGCAUUUUAACGCCAUAGAUUUAGCCGGUGAUAACUUGUGGAAUUGACACCGGCUGGAAUGCAUUUUUAACCAAUCAGUAUUCAGGAUUAGACCCACCUGUUGUAUAAUACUCCACACAAUAUAUCCUUCCAACCUGUCAGUAGCAACAUUCAACCCACUUGUUUCAUAGACAUUUCACGUGGUGUCAUUUUGAAGUUCUUACUUCAAUUGGUUAUAUAGACCAAAUAAAUGUCUCCCACUGAACCAAGUGAUUAUUGUGGUAUGGUACAUACAUGACACUUUUUCAUUUAAUCUAUCAAAUGUUCCAUGUUUUGUUUUUACUUGUAUAGGCUACUCACUGGUAGCCAUGUUUUGUUAUGUUGUUAUCUAUUCUUCUAAAGUGUUAUAGUUUUGAGGAAUGCCACCAGGGGUCAGUAUUGCCCAGUAUUAUUAAAGGCUUCUGCUCUUUGUUUGGUCAGGCGCGGCAGAACUUUGGUGUUGCAGAGCUAGAUGGGAUGAUCUAUGUGUUGGGAGGAGAGGAUGAGGACAUAGAGCUCCUGACUGUGGAGGUGUUCGACCCUCACUUUAACACCUGGACCACACAAACCAGCAUGACCAUGGUCCGCAAGGUGAGACAUGAGCACUUCCGGCUUGCUACUGCCUACUGAAAUGUAUAAUAAACACAUUCACAAAUCGCAACCUCUCCAAAUCUCCCACCACUUGCCCAACGAUCUCUCCUCUCCUCAGAUUGGCUGCUAUGCUACCAUGAAAAAGAAGAUAUAUGCCAUGGGUGGUGGGUCAUAUGGAAAGCUGUACGACUCAGUAGAAUGCUAUGACCCAAAGACCCAGCAGUGGACUGCAAUCUGCCCUUUGAAAGAGAGAAGGUACAGAAUCAACUCAGUAGUUAGAAUAAAAAAAUACAAUAAAAAAAAAUAUACACUACCGGUCAAAAGUUUUAGAACACCUACUCAUUCAAGGGUUUUUCUUUAUUUUUUACUAUUUUCUACAUUGUAGAAUAAUAAUGAAGACAUCAAAACUAUGAAAUAACAUAUAUGGAAUCAUGUAGUAACCAAAAAAGUGUUAAACAAAUCAAAAUAUAUAUUUUAUAUUUGAGAUUCUUCAAAUAGCCACCCUUUGCCUUGAUGACAGCUUUGCACACUCUUGGCAUUCUCUCAACCAGCUUCAUGAGGUAGUCACCUGAAAUGCAUUUCAAUUAACAGGUGUGCCUUCUUAAAAGUUAAUUUGUGGAAUUUCUUUCCUUAAUGCGUUUGAGCCAAUCAGUUGUGUUGUGACAAGGUAGGGGGGGGGGGGGGGGGUAUACAGAAGAUAGCCCUAUUUGGUAAAAGACCAAGUCUAUAUUAUGGCAAGAACAGCUCAAAUAAGCAAAGAGAAACAACAGUCCAUCAUUACUUUAAGACAUGAAGGUCAGUCAAUACGGAACAAUUCAAGAACUUUGAAAGUUUCUUCAAGUGCAGUCGCAAAAACCAUCAAGCGCUAUGAUGAAAUUGGCUCUCAUGAGGACCGCCACAGGAAUGGAAGACCCAGAGUUACCUCUGCUGCAGAGGAUGAGUUCAUUAGUGUUACAAGCCUUAGAAAUUGCAGCCCAAAUAAAUGCUUCAGAGAGUUAAAGUAACAGACACAUCUCAACAGCAACUGUUCAGAGGAGACUGUGUGAAUCAGGCCUUCAUGGUCGAAUUGCUGCAAAGAAACCACUACUAAAUGACACCAAUAAGAAGAAGAGACUUGCUUGGGCCAAGAAACACGAGCAAUGGACAUUAGACCGGUGAAAAUGUGUCCUUUGGUCUGAUGAGUCCAAAUUUGAUAUUUUUGGUUCAAACCACUGUCUUUGUGAGACGCGGUGUGGGUGAACGGAUGAUCUUUGCAUGUGUAUUUCCCACCAUAAAGCAUGGAGGAGGAGGUGUUAUGGUGUGGGGGUGCUUUGCUGGUGACACUGUCUGAUUUAUUUAACCAGCAUGGCUACCACAGCAUUCUGCAGUGAUACGCCAUCCCAUCUGGUUUGGGCUUAGUGGGACUAUCAUUUGUUUUUCAACAGGACAAUGACGCAACACACCUCCAGGUUGUGUAAGGGCUAUUUUACCAAGAAGGAGAGUGGUGGAGUGCUGCAUCAGAUGACCUGGCCUCCACAAUCCCCGGACCUCAACCAAAUUGAGAUGGUUUGGGAUGAGUCUGACCGCAAAGUGAAGGAAAAGCAGCCAACAAGUGCUCAGCAUAUGUGGGAACUCCUUCAAGACUGUUGGAAAAGCAUUCCAGGUGAAGCUGGUUGAGAGAAUGCCAAGAGUGUGCAAAGCUGUCAUCAAAACAAAGGGUGGCUAUUUAAAGAAUCUCAAAUAUAAAAUAUAUUUUGAUAUAACACUUUUUUGGUUACUACAUGAUUCCAUAUGUGUUAUUUCAUAGUUUAUGUCUUCACUAUUAUUCUACAAUGUUUAAAAUAGUAAAAAUAAAGAAAUGAGUAGGUGUGUCCAAACUUUUGACUGGUACUGUAUGUAUGUGUAUAUACAGUGGGGAGAACAAGUAUUUGAAACACUGCCGAUUUUGCAGGUUUUCCUACUUACGAAGCAUGUAGAGGUCUGUAAUUUUUAUCAUAGGUACACUUCAACUGUGAGAGAUGGAAUCUAAAACAAAAAUCCAGAAAAUCACAUUGUAUGAUUUUUAAGUAAUUAAUUUGCAUUUUAUUGCAUGACAUAAGUAUUUAAUACAUCAGAAAAGCAGAACUUAAUAUUUGGUACAGAAAACUUUGUUUGCAAUUACAGAGAUCAUACGUUUCCUGUAGGUCUUGACCAGGUUUGCACACACUGCAGCAGGGAUUUUGUCCCACUCCUCCAUACAGACCUUCUCCAGAUCCUUCAGGUUUCGGGGCUGUCGCUGGGCAAUACGGACUUUCAGCUCCCUCCAAAGAUGUUCUAUUGGGUUCAGGUCUGGAGACUGGCUAGGCCACUCCAGGACCUUGAGAUGCUUCUUACGGAGCCACUCCUUAGUUGCCCUGGCUGUGUGUUUCGGGUCGUUGUCAUGCUGGAAGACCAGCCACGACCCAUCUUCAAUGCUCUUACUGAGGGAAGGAGGUUGUUGGCCAAGAUCUCGCGAUACAUGGCCCCUUCCAUCCUCCCCUCAAUACGGUGCAGUCGUCCUGUCCCCUUUGCAGAAAAGCAUCCCCAAAGAAUGAUUUUUCCACCUCCAUUCUUCACGGUUGGGAUGGUGUUCUUGGGGUUGUACUCAUCCUUCUUCUUCCUCCAAACACGGCGAGUGGAGUUUAGACCAAAAAGCUAUAUUUUUGUCUCAUCAGACCACAUUACUUUCUCCCAUUCCUCCUCUGGAUCAUCCAGAUGGUCAUUGGCAAACUUCAGACGGGACAUGCGCUGGUUUGAGCAGGGGGACCUUGCGUGCGCUGCAGGAUUUUAAUCCAUGACGGCGUAGUGUGUUACUAAUGGUUUUCUUUGAGACUGUGGUCCCAGCUCUCUUCAGGUCAUUGACCAGGUCCUGCCGUGUAGUUCUGGGCUGAUCCCUCACCUUCCUCAUGAUCAUUGAUGCCCCACGAGGUGAGAUCUUGCAUGGAGCACCAGACCGAGAGUGAUUGAUCGUCAUCUUGAACUUCUUCCAUUUUCUAAUAAUUGCGCCGACAGUUGUUUCCUUCUCACCGAGCUGAUUGCCUAUUGUCCUGUAGCCCAGCCCAUCCCAGCCUUGUGCAGGUCUACAAUUUUAACCCUGAUGUCCUUACACAGCUCUCUGGUCUUGGCCAUUGUGGAGAGGUUGGAGUCUGUUUGAUUGAGUGUGUGGACAGGUGUCUUUUAUACAGGUAACGACUUCAAACAGGUGCAGUUAAUACAGGUAAUGAGUGGAGAACAGGAGGGCUUCUUAAAGAAAAACUUAACAGGUCUGUGAGAGCUGGAAUUCUUACUAGUUGGUAGGUGAUCAAAUACUUAUGUCAUGCAAUAAAAUGCAAAUUAAUUACUUAAAAAUCAUACAAUGUGAUUUUCUGGAUUUUUGUUUUUUAGAUUCUGUCUCUCACAGUUGAAGUGUACCUAUGAUAAAAAUUACAGACCUCUACAUGCUUUGUAAGUAGGAAAACCUGCAAAAUUGGCAGUGUAUCAAAUACUUGUUCUCCCCACUGUAUACAGUGAGGGAAAAAAGUAUUUGAUCCCCUGCUGAUUUUGUACGUUUGCCCACUGACAAAGAAAUGAUCAGUCUAUAAUGUUAAUGGUAGGUUUAUUUGAACAGUGAGAGACAGAAUAACAACAAGAAAAUCCAGAAAAACGCAUGUCAAAAAUGUUAUAAAUUGAUUUGCAUUUUAAUGAGGGAAAUAACUAUUUGACCCCCUCUCAAUCAGAAAGAUUUCUGGCUCCCAGGUGUCUUUUAUACAGGUAACGAGCUGAGAUUAGGAGCACACUCUUAAAGGGAAUGCUCCUAAUCUCAGUUUGUUACCUGUAUAAAAGAGACCUGUCCACAGAAGCAAUCAAUCAAUCAGAUUCCAAACUCUCCACCAUGGCCAAGACCAAAGAGCUCUCCAAGGAUGUCAGGGACAAGAUUGUAGACCUACACAAGGCUGGAAUGGGCUACAAGACCAUCGCCAAGCAGCUUAGUGAGAAGGUGACAACAGUUGGUGCGAUUAUUCGCAAAUGAAAGAAACACAAAAGACUGUCAAUCUCCCUCGGCCUAGGGCUCCAUGCAAGAUCUCACCUCGUGGAGUUGCAAUGAUCAUGAGAACGGAGAGGAAUCAGCCCAGAACUACACGGGAGGAUCUUGUCAAUGAUCUCAAGGCAGCUGGGACCAUAGUCACCAAGAAAACAAUUGGUAACACACUACGCCGUGAAGGACGGAAAUCCUGCAGCGCCCGUAAGGUCCCCCUGCUCAAGAAAGCACAUAUACAGGCCCGUCUGAAGUUUGCCAAUGAACAUCUGAAUGAUUCAGAGGAGAACUGGGUGAAAGUGUUGUGGUCAGAUGAGACCAAAAUGGAGCUCUUUGGCAUCAACUCAACUCGCCGUGUUUGGAGGAGGAGGAAUGCUGCCUAUGACCCCAAGAACACCAUCCCCACCGUCAAACAUGGAGAUGGAAACAUUAUGCUUUGGGGGUGUUUUUCUGCUAAGGGGACAGGACAACUUCACCGCAUCAAAGGGACGAUGGACGGGGCCAUGUGUACCGUCAAAUCUUGGGUGAGAACCUCCUUCCCUCAGCCAGGGCAUUGAAAAUGGGUCGUGGAUGGGUAUUCCAGCAUGACAAUGACCCAGAACACACGGCCAAGGCAACAAAGGAGUGUCUCAAGAAGAAGCACAUUAAGGUCCUGGAGUGGCCUAGCCAGUCUCCAGACCUUAAUCCCAUAGAAAAUCUGUGGAGGGAGCUGAAGGUUCGAGUUGCCAAACGUCAGGCUCGAAACCUUAAUGACUUGGAGAAGAUCUGCAAAGAGGAGUGGGACAAAAUCCCUCCUGAGAUGUGUGCAAACCUGGUGGCCAACUACAAGAAACGUCUGACCUCUGUGAUUGCCAACAAGGGUUUUGCAACCAAGUACUAAGUCAUGUUUUGCAGAGGGGUCAAAUACUUAUUUCCCUCAUUAAAAUGCAAAUAAAUUCAUAAAAUUUUUGACAUGCGUUUUUCUUGAUUUUGUUGUUGUUAUUCUGUCUCUCACUGUUCAAAUAAACCUACUAUUAAAAUUAUAGACUGAUCAUGUCUUUGUCAGUGGGCAAACGUACAAAAUCAGCAGGGGAUCAAAUACUUUUUUCCCUCACUGUAUGUGUGUGUGUAUGUAUGUGUAUGUAUAUAUAUAUAUAUAUAUAUAUAUAUAUAUAUAUAUAUAUAUAUAUAUAUAUAUAUAUAUAUAUAUAUAUAUAUAUAUAUAUAUAUAUAUAUACAUACAAUUAAUUACCUGUCAGGUUUUAAUACAAUACAGGUCAGAAUAGAAUGUUAUUGUCCACAUUUAGAUGGAAAAUAGCUUUUGGCUUUACCUCUCAAGUAACACAUUUAUACAUAUUAAUAACUGAACAAUUGCAUGCACUUAUUAUACUGACUAUAUAUUAUAUUACAUUACGUAACUGCAUUCUGUCUGUAUUGUGUUUCCACACAAGCAGAAGAGAAUAAGGUCAGCAGCAUAGCUGCAUCCCCAGAUGAACUGGUAUUUUUCAUACAAUUUUGACUUUUCAUCCCUUCAAAGACCACAGAAGAUUUGUGACAAAGUCCCUGUGAUGGAUUUGUUUAGUGUUGGUGUUAUUGAUGUUAUGUUCUCGAUGAGUGACCCCUGACCUGAUGUUACGGUGUGGAUGUCUCUGCCUGCAGGUUUGGCUCAGUAGCAUGUGGUGUGGGUCAGGAACUCUAUGUGUUUGGAGGCGUGAGGAGCCGUGACUCAGACAACCCAGAAUCCAGCACCAUGACCACCUGCAAGUCUGAGUUUUUCCAUGAUGAGAUGAAAAGGUCAAUAAUAGCGCUUGUUACUUUGAUCAAAUACUUCCUUGUUUGAAUUUGGUGUUGGACUGGGUGUAUCCUUGUUACCUAAAGACAUAGAGACCUUUAUAUAUGUUUACUGUAUUUGUAGUUUAUCAAAAAUCUUUCAAGUGGUGUUUAUUUUCCCAACCACGCUCUGUCCAGAUGGAUGUACCUGGAUGACCAGAAUCUCUGUGUUCAGACCAGUUCCUCUUUUGUGUAUGGAGCUGUCCCCAUUGGUGCCAGCAUCUAUGUGGUGGGGGACUUAGACACUGGUGAGUUAAAGGCAGACUCCUGAAGUAAAUUACCACAACUUGGCAAGCAUUGGCAAAUACAACUUACUGUAUGUGUGCACUGUGUAAUGUAUACAUCGAUCGCUAAAGGUCUGUGUGUGUCUGCACAGGUACAACCUAUGACUAUGUGAGGGAAUUCCGUCGCAGCUCGGGGACGUGGCACCGCACCAAGCCCAUGCUGACAUCUGAUCUGUGCAAGACUGGCUGUGCAGCCCUGCGCAUCGCUAACUGCAAACUGUUCCGUCUGCAGCUGAAGCAGGGCCUGUUUAGACUCAGGGUCCCAUCCUCCUAGAUGGAGCUCCUUUAGGUGCUCUGUCUCCACACCCACACGUUGGCUAUGGGCACAGCAAUGGAACAUGAAAAUGGAGGUUGAAGAAGGGAUGUCCAAAGGGGACAUUUGGAGUAUUUAUCUGCAUAUUUUGGUGGCUUUCUUAGGCUCCAUCAGGGUAUUAUUCUAUGUGUGGGCACUUGCUUGAAGAGGGAUGGCUUUUUAAACAUGGCCUUAUUUCAUUGCAAUUUAACAAUGGGUAUGAUUUGUAAAUAAGUUUUACUGACACUCCCCAUUUGCUUUUUGUUUAUUACGUUCUUGCUGCUGCUUGGUGGGUUUUAGAGAAUUUAACAGACAUUUUAAGGGGAGAAAAGCAAGAAUGCAGUAGUACUGUCGUUCAUUGUAGAAUAGGCUGUAAUUUGUAAGGAAAAUCUAGACCCAUGUCUAACACUGCAUUUUUUAUUUUUUUUAAGAGUCACUGAAUGACAACUAGAGAUACACAAAUAGACAAAUGCCAUUUUCGUUGUUACUUUAUAGUAGCUAAGGGACUCGUGGCCUAUGACUAGACCUGGGAGAUAUGGACAAAAAUCCAUAAAUUGUGACAAUUGUCACGAUAACGAUACAUUGAACGAUAAAUGUAUAACAUUAAUGUGCAUCAGUUACUUUUUACAUUAUCCUUAACUACUACUACUUUGAAUGUUGUACCUAUCAAUU